AUGAGCGAAAGUAUGGACCUGAGCAUUGGGGUCUCGGUCGAUCAGGACUGGGCACAGGACGUGCCGACGGCGCUGGCCCAAGUGCCGCGCCAACAGCCGAAACAACAACAGCAGGUUAGCGCGUGCGACCAGUGCCACCGACGCAAGCUGCGGUGCUCUAGGGAGAAGCCGGCCUGCGGGCGGUGCCAUUUCUCCGGCCGCCAAUGCACCUACAGCCUCUCCAGGCCGGCAGGCAGACCGCGCCGCUCACUCAGCGGCAAGCCCGAGUCCUCGGCGGGAGAGCUCCUGCCAGGCCGGCUCAACGACAAGAUGGCCGAGGCGAUCUCGUUUGCUGACACGGCCGUCCCCUUGAUGCGCGAGUAUCCCUUGCCUGGCUCCCUAUUUGAUAUAAAUUCCUUUCCGUCCACCAUGUCGGCCGUCCCUUUCCCGGACACGUACCACGACACGUUCUCCGGCACCACAACCCUCUGCACAAGCCCAACCGUCAUCAGCCCUGGCUCGGGCGUCACCGGGCACAGUGCGCUCAGCCGUCCGCUGCCCAGCCUGCCGGGCCACCCCGAGCUGGCCUUCCUCGCCGACGGCGGACGCCCGGAACCGGCCGGGAGGGCCGCCAGCCCGCCGACCUCGGCGUCGGCGGGGAGCGAGGGCGCGGUGUGCCACUGCGCCGAGGCCCUGCUGCGGUCCGCGUUGGACCUGGAGUCGGCGGCGGCGGCGGCGACGGACCCGUCGCCCAGGCCGUGGGUGCUCGAGCUUGCCAACACCGGGUUCGAGGCCGUGGUCAUGUGCAAGCAGAGGCACGACGGCCUGCAGCACCUGAUGCUGCUGGUCGUCAUCUGCCAGCUAGAGAGGUACACGGGCAUCGCGUGCCCGCCGCUGCCGCUGCCGCCGCCGCCGCCGUCGCCACUCCCACAGCACCAACAGCAGCAGAAGAAUAAUGGCGGCGUGGCGGCGGCGGCGGUGGCGAGCCCUGGCAGCCGCGGGAGCAGCCUGCCCCUGUCGCCUCGCGGGCUGGUCUCGCCGCCGCCGCCGCCGCCGGCCGGGUUCGGCGAGCAUCAGGACCCGCCGCCGGACGCUAAGGCGAGCAGCUCGCAGCCGGAUGAGCUGGCGUCGUUCUCGAAGGGGCCCGUCCUGAGGAGCUAUCUCCUCCUCGCCGCCUUGUCUUCCGAGGUGCUCACGCGCGAGGGGAGCCAGUCUUGCUUUCCAGAGGUGCCGUUGGAUGUUACCCGGGGUAGGGUGGAUUGGAUGAAGGCUGCUUUUAGGGCUCGGCUGGGGCUUGACGUCUGA
This is a messenger RNA of Gaeumannomyces tritici R3-111a-1, 1284 nucleotides long. RefSeq lists its product as hypothetical. Bases 1 to 1284 code for a protein of 427 amino acids. Gene Ontology annotation, cellular component: nucleus. The transcript has 2 exons. The record is from RefSeq and is a predicted model, not a curated record. Gene Ontology annotation, molecular function: zinc ion binding; DNA-binding transcription factor activity, RNA polymerase II-specific. Lineage: Eukaryota; Fungi; Ascomycota; Sordariomycetes; Magnaporthales; Magnaporthaceae. Gene Ontology annotation, biological process: regulation of DNA-templated transcription.